Colias croceus (clouded yellow) is the source of this 1846-nucleotide messenger RNA. RefSeq names its product catalase (gene Cat). Gene Ontology annotation, molecular function: catalase activity; heme binding. Gene Ontology annotation, cellular component: peroxisome; cytoplasm; mitochondrion. The coding region runs from base 144 to 1664 and encodes 506 amino acids. The transcript has 2 exons. The record is from RefSeq and is a predicted model, not a curated record. NCBI's taxonomy places the organism in Eukaryota, Metazoa, Arthropoda, Insecta, Lepidoptera, Pieridae. Gene Ontology annotation, biological process: response to hydrogen peroxide; hydrogen peroxide catabolic process.
CGAAGUGCUCGUGUGAUAGUUGUUUAUCACAGGCGACUCUAUAUAAACGCGCUGGCGCAGCGAAGAAGCAGUAUUUGUGACACGGUACGCGUAUAGUGCGUCGCUCCGUCGCUUGUUGUACAGUGUCUCUAAACUACUAUAAAAUGGCUGCGAGGGACCCCGCCUCCGAACAACUCGUUAACUUCAAGAAAUCCGUUAAGGACACAUCAAUUAUCACCACUAAGUAUGGAGCACCCGUAGGUGUGAAAACAGGAGUCUUAACAGUAGGAAAGAAUGGUCCUGUAUUGCUGCAAGAUGCCAAUUUCUUAGAUGAAAUAUCAUCCUUUGACAGAGAAAGAAUUCCCGAGAGAGUGGUACAUGCAAAAGGAGGUGGUGCAUUCGGGUACUUUGAGGUGACUCAUGACAUUACCAAGUACUGCGCUGCCAAAGUGUUUGAAAAUGUGGGCAAGAAAACACCAAUUGCUAUGCGUUUCUCGACCGUCGGUGGAGAGAGUGGUUCUGCCGACACCGUGAGGGACCCCAGAGGUUUCGCUAUCAAGAUGUACACGGAUGACGGUAUUUGGGAUAUUGUCGGAAACAAUACUCCCAUUUUCUUCAUAAGAGAUCCAACUCUGUUCCCGAGCUUCAUCCACACUCAGAAGAGGAACCCGGCUACACAUUUGAAGGACGCCGAUAUGUUCUGGGACUUCAUGACCCUGAGACCUGAAACCAUGCAUCAGGUGAUAUAUAUGUUCGGUGACCGAGGAAUUCCUGAUGGCUUCAGAUUUAUGAAUGGGUACGGUUCCCACACAUUCAAAAUGAUCAAUGCGCAAGGAGUUCCACACUAUGUGAAGUUCCAUUUCAAGACCAACCAGGGCAUUAAAAACCUGACAGUGGAAAAGGCUGCCGAGCUAGCCUCCUCGGAUCCCGACUAUUCCAUUAGGGACCUGUACAACGCGAUAGCAAAAGGAGAUUUCCCCUCGUGGACACUACACAUCCAGAUCAUGACCAUGGCUCAAGCGGAGAGCUGCAAGUUCAAUCCGUUCGAUUUGACUAAAAUUUGGCCCCACGCAGACUACCCUCUCAUUCCCGUCGGCAAACUGGUCCUCGACAGGAACCCCAAGAACUACUUCGCGGAGGUAGAGCAGAUCGCGUUCAGCCCGUCCAACAUGGUACCCGGCAUCGAGCCGUCGCCCGACAAGAUGCUGCAGGGGCGGCUUUUCUCGUACAGCGACACGCACCGCCACCGUCUCGGCGCCAACUACCUGCAAAUCCCCGUUAACUGCCCGUUCCGCGUGACCGUGUCCAACUACCAACGCGACGGGCCGCAGACUAUGUGCAACCAGGACGGCGGCCCUAACUACUUCCCGAACUCGUUCUCGGGCCCGCAGGAGUGCCCCCGCGCGGCGCGCCUGCAGCCGCGCUACCACCUGGCCGGCGACGUGGACCGCUUCGACAGCGGCCAGAGCGAGGAGAACUUCGCGCAGGCCACGGCGCUGUACACGCGCGUGUUCGACGAGGCGGAGCGCGAGCGCUGCGCGCGCUACCUGGCGGCCAACCUCAAGGACGCGGCCGGCUUCAUCCAGGAGCGCGCAGUCAAGCUGCUGGCGCAGGUGCAUCCCGAGCUAGGCAGCAAGGUGGCCGCCGCGCUCGCGCCCUACAAGAGGCACCAGGCCAACCUGUAGGCCGCCACGCCGUCGACCGCCACCACCGCCACACACGCCGCGCUACUGGGACUCAUUGGGUGCUAUCUACACGACUAGCUAUAAGUUUUAGAUUUUUAAUCGAUCCUCUUGGGAGCACAGGUACAAAAUAUAAGACUUUUAUAAGAAAUAAUGGAUUAAAAUAUUUUUUUUUUUAUUAAAUA